UGUGUGUCUGACAUUCGUACGCAGCUGACACAAGUACACAUACAUGACGAGCGCUAUAGAGAUCGCGAAUAAAUCGAGGGAUUAAAAAAAAUUGCGGACAAAUUUUUAUAGAUAUUAUUUUUUUUGAAAAACAUAUUGUCGGUGGCUGUUAAACGAAAGUGUCAAUGGAUUUUUAGAACGAUAAACAUUGAAAAAAAAUUUAAAGUGACUUAUUAAAUUUGCAUGUGUUGAAAAUAUUUUAUAACUUUGUUCAUUGUGGUGUUUUUUUGUUUCAUAAAUUUCCUGCCCUACCAACUGGUGUGCCAUCGUGACUCCAACCGAAACUUUCGCUUUUCUGUGCUGACAUGUCGGUUGUUUAUUUCUGGGUGCUGUAAUUUAAUCGCCUAACAAUCAUCCUUACCAUCUCGGACCCGGUGGCGUGCCCGGCGCCCACCCUCUACGACCAUGUGCAUCCCCCGGGAUCUUCUCCAGCCACCGGAACGGGGUCUUCCGCCGGGGUAGCCUGGUGGUCCAUGAUGAACGGCAGCCUCUACGAGGAAAGCCCCCCUCCAGCCCCCCAAAGCGCGGCUACGCCGAUCAGCAAUAGCGGUAUGACUAGUCCUACCACAGUACCGCCUCCAGCAGCAACCACUUCGGCGACGUCGAGUUCUUCACCUGCCAGUGUCACCAGCAACAGUGGCUCAGCAGGCCCUCUUCACAUUCCCGCCAAGCGACUGACCUCUGGAGGUUAUGGGGACUGCGGAGACGGUGUCAUACGACACGGUCAUGGCCAGCCUUGGUCAUACUCUCCUUCAGACAACCAGCAAACGGCGUUCGAACCAACGGUAGGUCAGCUUCAUCAUCAGUACAACGCUCCCACGUAUUACAACCUAGCAGCUGACGCUUCAGGUAACAGAGAUAGAAAGCCACCUUUGUCUUUCUGGUCACCUGCAGCUACUGCUGCCACGGGUACUCCUGAAUACAAGUACAGUAGCGUCUCAGCGGGGCCGAGUGCAGACCCAGCUGUUUCCUCAUGCCAUCAGGGCUUCUCAAGCAGUUCUUGGUGCAACUAUUCUCCGUACUCUUCUGCAUCCAGGCACCAUGUGGAUGCCCACCAAGCCGUCCCAUAUUUACCCACAGAUGAUCGAGGUCGUGCGGCAGCUGCUGCUGCUAUGGUCGCCGAAUCUGCUUCCUUCAACCAUGCCCAUGAUAGAGGUUAUGGUCUUGGAAACUAUGGACCUGAACAAGUUCCGUCUACACCUUAUCCUCCCCCAGGUUCGCUGGGUUCCAUGGUAGGAUCAGUGUCUUGUGGAGCUGGUACCAACCCCCUCGAAUGGACCGGUCAAGUGACUGUCCGCAAAAAACGUAAACCCUACUCGAAAUACCAGACGCUGGAGUUGGAGAAAGAGUUCCUGUUCAACGCCUACGUUUCCAAACAGAAACGAUGGGAGUUGGCGCGGAACCUCAACUUGACCGAGCGCCAGGUGAAGAUUUGGUUCCAGAACCGAAGAAUGAAAAAUAAGAAGAACUCGCAAAGACAGCAAACGCAGCAGUCGAAUAACAAUAACUCGGCUACCAACAACCAGAACCACCACGGGUCUCAUCACCAUCCCUCGCACCAGGUGCACACGCCGCACCAUAUUGUAAACCACCACGUUUCUGCUAAUGGGACGUUAAAACAUCAUCAGUGACCAAUGCCGUUUUCUGGGGUAGUUUUGGGCCACCAUCACCAUGGGAUAGCGAAUUAAAAUACUCUUUUAGUGUCAUUUUUACUGCAAGAAAGAUGGAACUGUAAGCUUUGAUUGAUUUUGGUGAUUUUUCGUACUAAUGUUACUUUAAUUGGUAGAAGUAUGCAGGACUUGUGUACAAAUUUUUGACAAUUACGUCACAUUUUAUAUAAUGAUCUGUUUUUCGACACGUACUAGGUUUUUGUAUAUUGAAUAUACGUAUUUAGUUUAAAAGUAUAUUCAGAAUAUAGAAAUUACAAUUAUACAAUUAAUAAUUUAUUUAUGAUCUAAUUGGUAUAAGCUUAUGUUGUAUUGUCAUCCAAAGAUGCAAUAACAAGUUAGCGAUAUGCGAUUUUUACAUAGUUCAUUUUCAACUUCCUAGUUUGUUUACAAAAUAUAUGCUAUGUUUUUCUAAUGCCUCCUUCCAGUAACCUUCCAGUAGUGAUCAAGAAAUGAAUGCUCACUAAACCAUGAAACUAUAUCGAAUAUACUUUUUUUUCAUCGGGUGACUCAUACGCUAUUUUCACUUUAAAGUUAUAUAAUCAUUUUGGAUUUUAUACUAGAACAUUAUAGGAAUGAGAUAGUACCAGUGAAGUUGUUUUUGGUCUCAGAUACAAUUGUUGUAGAUAAGGGUUGAGUUGGAAGGAAAAUAAAAAGAUUGCAAUAGACAUAUGGGACAUAACACGAAAGACGAAUUUCUUAGAUGAAAAACCUAUAAGAAUAAUAUGGCUGCAUUUCAAAAUAACUCUCUCGAGCAGUAUAUUUAGAAAUUAAACUGGUUAAAAAAGAACAUGGAUUCUGCAAAAGGGUCCCAGUCCCAUAAAAGGUGUUUUUGCUGUCCUUUUUUGACUAAUUCUGUCCUUCUUAACUUAUAUAUGUCCAGGUAUCCAUAGGAGGGUAACUAAAUAUUCCUAUUUUAGUUGAUUUCAUUUUCCUAUGACAAUCCCUGAUUCCCAAUAUUUGUCCAAAGUAAAGAGCAUAUUCCAACAUGAUAAGUUUUCUUUUUAAAGAAGAAUGGCAUUUUACCCCGGCUUUUUGAGAGAUUAGUUCUAGGCUCUUACAUACAUAAUACAAUUCCUCAUGCUGUUUUAGAGCCGUCUGUGAGUUACUUUAUUUCAUUCGUGUUUAGCUUAGAAAUGAUAGUUUUGUCCCAUUUCAUAUAGAAAUCAUUUAUAAAGCUAUACUCUCUUGGUAUGUAGUCUUGGGAUAGACCACAAGACUCAUAUUUAACUCGAGAAGUGGAUCUAAUGAUACCUUCUUUGGUCAUACUAUAUACGGUCUUAUAUAAUCAAUUAUUCCAUUAGGAUAUGUGUGGACACAAUUCAUCCUCAAUGGAAAAGUCUUUAGUUGUGGAAAUACAGAAGUUAGCUUGUUCUAUUUCCAUCUCUACCAACCAUAUAUGAAAUAGAGCAGUGGUAGAUAUGUCGUACAAUCUACCCUGCUUUAAUUAAGUUCUAUUAAUGCUGUUGCGUGUAAAGCAUUGUCAAAUGCCCUUUCUAUAUCAAGACAAUGAUACAUCACUAUUUAUUUUUGCUCAAGGCGUCAUCCAUUUCAUUCAUUAACGGCGCCAAUAAUGCUUCUGUCAACGUUUUCGCUUGGCACACAUGGUGAUAGGUCUGGAAAAUGAGGUGUCUGUAAGAACAUUUCUGUUCCGAUACAAUCAUCCGCAGUUUGGUCAUUAUUUUUAAACUAGAUCCACUAGAUCGUUUAUAAUUAUUACUUGGGUAUUUAUAAAACUUUAUUAUUGAUAAUACUGUGAUUAAAAUUAUUUUUUAUGUUAUGAAUAAAAAAAUAUAAGGUUGCUAAAUUUCCCUAAUAAGAAGGCUACCAGAUUAGUAAUAAUUUGGCAGCAAAAAACAUUUUUUGUUAUUUAUUUUUUAAGAAGCAAACCAUCAUUGAAAAAAUUGUCGUUAAAUCUUGCAUACUUCUAAAUAAACCAAUAAUAAUUUUUUUAAUAGUGAAAGUGAAUAAACACUGAGUAAACAGUGUAAAAAUAGGAUAUCUUAAUGAAAUAUGUAAAUUUUUGUAUAAAAAGGUAAUUCAUUUAUAUUACCUUAUUUAUAGUCAAGUUAAAAGCAUUCUUUGAUUUUAUUUUAAUUAUUAAAAAUUUUAUUAUUUCGUAUUAAAAAUAAUAACAAUCGAUUUAUAAGACAUCGAAUAAUCGAUUCAUUAAAUAUAGAUUAAUCGAUAAAUUAAUUUCUUAAUGUUCAAUUUUCUGCGUGUGCCGAUGAUAAACGAAUACAUAAAAUUAAAAUUAAUGAGAGCAAUAAUCAUACAUUGUCAGUUAUUAUAAAAUAAUUUUUACGUAAUAUUCGAAAUCGUGUUGGAUAUCGAGUAGUUGUGAUUCGAUUAUAUUAAUCGACCUAUUUAGCAAAAAGAGUAGUUGGUGAUAGGAAGGUAUUGCUAAAAUAUUCGCGGUGAAAAAUUAAAUAUUUUAUUAGGAAAUCCUAAGUAAUGUCCCAGUGAUCACAAGGAAUAAAUGUUUUUUCUUUGUGUAAAUAUUUUGUAAAAAUUUUUGAUAGCCUAAAAAAUACAUUUGAUGUUUUCUGAUUUAAGAAAUAUUUGUAUCCCAUUCAAAAUAAUGGGAUAAUAAAGAAUAAUUAUGUAACUCUAUGAAAACUCUUGUUUUGUGACAAUAGAAAUCGAUCUUUAUAUACGGUGCUUCCCCAUUAUUUUUGUGUAGCAAUGUGUAGCCAUUUCAUUAUAUGUUAUUAGCUUACUUAAAAUAAUAUCAUUCUUCUUCUUCUUAAGGUGCCGAGACCGCUUGUCGAUCGUUGGCUCUCUCUCAUGUUGCCCAGCAUAUUAACAAUCACUGUCUUAUUUACAGCCGCACGAAAUAGUUCAGUGCUAGUUUUCCCAAACCAUUGGCGUAGGUUUUUAAGCCUAGAAGUUGUACGGCGGCCCACACUUCUUUUUCCCAUUAUUUUACCUUGCAUGACAAGGUGAAGUAUGUCAUAUUUUUCUGGGUGACGCAUUAUGUGACCAAAGUAUUCCAAUUUGCGCCUUUUAACCGUGUUCACUACUUCGCAACUUUUAUUCAAACGUUGCAAAACUCUUUCGUUUGUGACUCUUUCUACCCAACGGAUCUUUAGAAUACGGUGGUAGACCCAAAUCUCAAAUGCUUCUAGGUUUUUUUAAAGCGAUUCUGUCAGGGUCCGUGCUUCAACCCCGUAAAGUAGUACUGGGAAUAUAUAACAUCGAACCAUUCUUAAGCGAAGUUUCAAAUUUAGAUCAUGACUGCAAGGAUUUUCUUAAAUUUCAUAAAACUUGUUCUUGCUUUGGCAAUUCUACUUUUUAUUUCUGUACUAGGGUUCCAGCUUUCAUUAAUAUGAGUACCCAGAUAUACAAGAUUACUUACUCGUUCAAUCGAGUCAUUACCGAUUGUUACGUUAUAGUUAUUAUUGUUUACGGCUGCUUGUUUACUAAUAACCAUAAACUUUGUUUUUCUUGCGUUGAGGUUGAGUCCAUAUAUCGCGCAGAACGCCACCAUUCGGUUUAAUAACGCUUGAAGAUGUUCAAUUGAUUCUGUCACUUACAAAGUGUCAUCUGCGUAUCUGAUAUUGUUCAUAAGCAUACCAUUAAUGAGUAAGCCCUCUUUUGCGUUUUACAACACUUCUCUUAAGAUUGUUUCAGCGUAAAGAUUAAACAACAUUGGUGACAAUAUACAGCCUUGUCGAACUCCACGCUUGAUUUUUACUUUUUCAGAGCACUGAUUCCCAACCCUAACACAUGCAGUCUGCCCCCAAUACAAUCGCAUUCGAUCAUUAUUUAUUAUUUUUCCUUUAUCCAUUAUCCAUUAUACGUUUCUCCAUAAGUUUUUAUAUUGGUUCAUAUCAAUAUUAGUCCUCUUCAUACAGAUGUCAUAUCCAGAAGUCUUCUUUGAUAUCAUUAGUAUAUAUUAAGUGCCUAGAAGUGUCAAAUUUAAAUUUUAUUUCACCUGGGAAUAAAUAAGGAUUAAGUCUUCAGAACUGGUGCAAUCCUCCUCCCCUUUCCUUGGGCCCUUGUCCUCCAUUGACUGCGGUGCUGUGUCAGAUGGACGGAUUCAUGUACGGAUUCUCCCACCAGAGUCUACAUUUGGUCUGCCCGUAGUGUUCUUCGUAGGAGAUAUUUUUCUUGAUCUGCGGCCUUCUACCUUUUCUUCUACUACCAAUGGUUCCAUGGUCCCCAUUCUUCUGGGAACUACUUUUUUAUCGAGUGCUUACCAUAGAGCCUUUUUCGAAGUACCCUACCAUACGAUUUCUGGAAUAUCAAUGGAUACCAUAUGAACGUUUGUUUCUUUAUUCCUAUUUUUUAACCAUGUAUCAAACAACCUCUUUAUUGUGCAAUAACAGAGGGAGGACAGGCCAAAAAAAUACCCAGUAAUUUCCUGCAAGUUAUGAAAGGAGAGUCGACAUAGACUGGGGAAACUACUUUGAAGAACACUACAAAUGCAAAUUGGAAAAGUGCUCUAGAUUAGAAUGCUCAAAAUGGUAUAAAAAGAGGUCGAACAAAUAAAAUCUUAGAUAGAAGUGAACGCAUUGGCAUAGGAUCUACAAAGGUCCCUUCCAAAUGUUUAUACCACAAAUCCUUACGUUUUAUAUUAUUCAUUGUUAUUUCAUCAUCAACCUCAAAAGUCCACUGCUGAAGAUAGGCCCCUUCCUCCAACCCCAUCUAUCUUGCUCCGCUCUCAUUCAGUUUUUAUUCCUUCUUUAAUCGUCAUUCCAUCUUGUAGGUGGUCGAACUAGGUUUCUCUUGUCUUCCCUUGGUCUCUAUUCCAAUAACUUGUUUGUCCAUCUUCCAUCUGUCAUUCUAGCCAUGUGUCCUGCCCAUCUCCAUUUUAGUUUGGCUAUCCUUUAGAUGACUUCAGUCACCUUGGUUCUUCUCCUGAUUUCUUCGUAUUUUAUUGUGUCUUGAAGAGUUAUUACUAAAAUGGACCGCUCCAUUUUUCUCUAUGUGACUUAGUAUUAUGAUUUGAUUGCAUCAAAUGUUUAUAAUAUAUCAUCUCUAGAUAAUACUGUAUCCUGUUUUCAAGUUUUUCAUGCACCAUUGAUUGUUUUUAUUUCACGAGUAGGUUCGCCAUAAUUUUGGUUUUUAUAUUUAUGUUAAAAUUGCUUCUAUAUUAUUGAGCAACUAAUUAAAUUAUAAAUAAAGGAAGGAAACUAUCCAAAAGUUGCAAUUGCUUCAUAUAGCAUAAUUGAUUAAAAAUAUAUGAAGAAUUACUAUUGUAUUGUAGGAUACCAAAUGUUGCUAAUAUUUUUUAUUCGUUAAUUAUGUACUUGUGACUGAUAUUUUUUAGACAAAAAUUCACGACAAACAUCUAAUGUAUUUUUAGGCAAUAAAUUGUUACACAGUUGUUCAUAUUUCACCAAUUGUAUUUCCAUUUCCGUAUUUUUUUGUGUCUCAACACCCAUUGCUAGUUUCAAAUUACGUCUAAUUUUCUUGUAGUAUUUUAAAAUAAGUGCUUCAAACUUAGUUCACUUAGGGCGAAGUGUUGACGAAUACCAACCCCUAAAAAAAAGUUCUUUGCAGUGCCAAAGAGUAAAUUUAUAUUUGUUAUAUUUACUGAAAAACUUAUUUUUUUAAUUUUUCCGAAAAGUUUUUGGGCUUGUGCAAAUAAAAUAGUAGAUUCCGUGAUGGAUCGCUACGUUUGCUUUUGUGGACAAUUUUGGGGGAGAUUUUAGGACUGAUUUUAGGACUGAUUGAUAUAUGGAAAUAAGACAUUAGGUAGUAAUAGUGAUAUAUAGUCCGUCCGCUAUAACUUUUCCCAUGCGGUACGAUUCAUUUUCAAUCAAAUUAAGUCAAAACAUAAAUUGAAACGAACGUCGAUGUGUAUAUACAUUUUGUAUA
Molecule: messenger RNA, 7532 nt
Organism: Diabrotica virgifera virgifera (western corn rootworm)
Lineage: Eukaryota; Metazoa; Arthropoda; Insecta; Coleoptera; Chrysomelidae
Gene: Abd-B
Product: homeobox protein abdominal-B-like
Exons: 2
Coding region: 513-1670 (385 amino acids)
Biological process (GO): regulation of transcription by RNA polymerase II
Cellular component (GO): nucleus
Molecular function (GO): RNA polymerase II cis-regulatory region sequence-specific DNA binding; DNA-binding transcription factor activity, RNA polymerase II-specific
Source: RefSeq, a predicted model, not a curated record